This is a messenger RNA of Hevea brasiliensis (rubber tree), 1942 nucleotides long. Its product is annotated as mannose-6-phosphate isomerase 1. Gene Ontology annotation, biological process: GDP-mannose biosynthetic process; carbohydrate metabolic process. The transcript is spliced from 5 exons. The record is from RefSeq and is a predicted model, not a curated record. Lineage: Eukaryota; Viridiplantae; Streptophyta; Magnoliopsida; Malpighiales; Euphorbiaceae. Gene Ontology annotation, molecular function: zinc ion binding; mannose-6-phosphate isomerase activity. Gene Ontology annotation, cellular component: cytosol. The coding region runs from base 347 to 1651 and encodes 434 amino acids.
GGUGGAAAAGGAAGGAAAUUUCGUUAGAAGAAAGUACGAUACAAAGAAAGGAAAGGCUUAUUGGCUUUAGCGAUAAGAAAGUUAAAACAAAAGAAAGAAGAAAAAGGAAGAGAACUGUGCGUAGUCAGAUCGGACCCCACAGCAUUUCUCUAUCUUGUCCCUCACUCAAGUCUCUCUUCGGGGCUUCUGUCUGCCUCCGUCAACUUGUUUCCCUCUCUCUUCAUGCCGUUUCAAACUCUUAAUAGACCAGCUAUUACAUAUAACCCUUUUGCCUUCUUUCGAUGGCCAUUGCCUACCCUUUUCCCAUUUCUGCAUUUCUCUUCACUUGAUUAUUUUUAUUUAACCAAUGGAUGCUGAAUUCAACCACCACUAUCACCGUCGACCACUGCUGAGACUCAGAUGCUCAGUUCAGAACUAUGAUUGGGGCAAACCAGGCACGGAUUCCCAGGUUGCUAGGCUUUUUUCCUUGAAUUCUGGGUCUAAAAUUGAACUUGACAAGCUCUAUGCCGAGCUUUGGAUGGGAACCCACAAGUCUGGACCGUCUUUUCUGCUGGAAAGUGAUGUGGAGAAUGGGGCUUCAAUUGGGUCUCAAUGUAUCACUCUGAAAGAGUGGAUUGCCAAGAACCCUAAUGUGCUUGGAGAUAAGGUUUUUGAUAAGUGGGGUUCUGAUCUCCCUUUCUUGUUCAAGGUACUUUCUGUAGCAAAAGCAUUGUCGAUUCAGGCUCACCCUGAUAAAGAAUUGGCCAAAAUGCUGCACAAGUUGCAGCCAGAUGUUUACAAGGAUGAUAACCAUAAGCCUGAGAUGGCUUUGGCCAUAACUGAGUUUGAGGCCCUUUGUGGUUUUAUCAGUCUUGAGGAGCUCAAAGGGGUACUUCAAAAUAUUCCUGAGAUUGUAGAACUGGUUGGCUGUACAGAUGCCAACCAAGUUUUACAUAUGAACGAGCAGGAUGGGGAGGAGAAAGUAAAAUCAGUCCUGAGAUCAAUUUUUACCCAACUUAUGUCUGCUAGCAAAGAGAUGACAACUAAAAUAAUAUCAAAAUUGAAAACUCGAUUGCACCUAGAAAGCCAGGUGAGGAAGUUGACAGACAAGGAACGGCUGGUCUUGCAGUUAGAAAAGCAAUAUCCAGCCGAUAUUGGCAUUAUAUCAGCCUUCUUUUUCAAUUAUGUGAAGCUUAAUCCUGGUGAAGCACUGUAUCUUGGGGCAAAUGAGCCCCAUGCAUAUCUAUACGGUGAUUGUAUUGAAUGCAUGGCAACAUCAGACAAUGUUGUGCGGGCUGGCCUUACUCCCAAGCAUCGGGAUAUCCAAACAUUAUGUUCCAUGCUCACAUACAAACAGGGAUUCCCUGAAAUCCUGAAAGGAUUUCCUCUGAGUCCGUAUAUAACAAGAUAUCUCCCACCUUUUGAUGAAUUUGAGGUUGAUAGCUGUGUUCUUCCUAGGGGGGCAUCAACAGUGUUCCCUGCAGUCCCAGGUCCUUCCAUAUUUGUGAUCACAGCUGGGGAGGGAAGAAUGCACACCGAAUCAUCUAAAGAGGUUGUUACUGAAGGAGAUGUCCUGUUUGCACCUGCCAACAUUGAGAUUAGCAUAACAACUGUAUCUGAGCUGCAUCUGUAUAGGGCUGGUGUGAAUAGCAGGUUCUUCCAAAUCUUGUGAGUGGGAAGACAGAGCAGCUCUCAGUUUUAGGUUGGUGAUUUUCGAUUGAUUUUCAGAUUUUGCAUGCCUCAUGCUAUGUAUUGCCAACUUUUUCUUUUUACUUUUUUUUUUAUAUAUUCUGUAUUUAUGUAAUAUAAUAUAAUAUUAGAGCUUGCAUGUAAAUGCAAUCAGAGGCGGAUUUAGAAAUUUUUAUUGUUGGGGCAUUAUAUAUACAUGUAAAUUUAGGGAACUUUUUUUUAUUUAGAUCAAUCAAUAAUGGAAUAAGAUAGAAGAUAUAUAUGAUAACAUCUA